GAAACACUGAGCACACUGAUUGCAAACACGGAAAUACACAGUGAGCCUAGUUCCAUCUUUUAUUGCGUGCAAUUUCAGCAUCUGUUAUUAUAAGCAGACAUUGCUCGUAAAAUACAUAACCGGGUAGUGUGUUAGACUUUAUUUUCUCUCGUUCUAUGGAUGUCUUGCAGCUUCUGUCAUGGGCCUGCAUCGUGUUCACAAUCGGGAUGUUCUCGACUGGACUGACCGACCUGAAGAAGAUGAGAGAAUCCAAAAGUGCAGACAAUAUCCAGUUUCUGCCCUUCCUCACCACAUGUCUUAAUAACAUGGGCUGGUUGUAUUAUGGGAUUCUGAAAAGAGAUCACACGAUCGUCCUGGUCAACGUUAUUGGAGCUCUACUCCAGAUCCUCUACAUCAUCAUAUACCUGCACUACACAAAACAAAAGAGGCGUGUGACGUCCCAGACCAUAGCAGCAGGGAUGGUGUUGACGUGCGGUUGGUUCUACUUCACCACGUUUCUUCCUGAGGGAGACACAAGGCUCAACCAGCUCGGCCUCACCUGCAGCGUGGUCACCGUCACCAUGUACCUGUCCCCACUCACCGACCUGGUAGAGAUAGUUCGUAGCGGUGAUGUGCAGCGCUUGUCCUUCCCUCUGACUGUCGCCACCUUCUUCACUUCAACUUCCUGGGUCCUGUACGGCCUCCAGCUAAACGACCAGUACAUCGUGGUUCCAAACACGCCUGGGAUCGUCACCAGCCUCAUCAGAUUUUAUCUGUUUUGGAGAUUUGCAUCUGUCAAUCAAAGCUCCCCUGCCUAUAAGUCUAUGCAGAUAUGAGGAUUUGAGAGGGGAAGUUAUGAAAACGAAAAGACAGAUCUGUUGACUCCAUGGAGGGUUGCAGCAAAGAUCUCCCAUCACUUGUCUUGUCAUUGCUAAUCCUACGGAGAGACGGUGUCGUCAUUGGGCGACAACACUGGUGAAGCGGAGAUUAUGUCGUGUCUUUGUGUUUAAUUUCAAGGGGAGGUAUAUCGGUUACUCAAAAAAUUAGGGGUUUUUUGUCUGCAGCUAUUUGUUAAACCUGUGUCUCCUCUCCGUGUCCUUCAAGUGCCUUCUGUGAGCUCCUGUUUGCCAUUAAAGAUGAAUGGCAUUUACUGAUCUACCAACAUGUCAGGAGACUUGCAGUCUGUUUACAAUCCAGUGAAUGUGAUUGAAUCUUCCUCACCUCAUAUUCAUAGCCAAAGAUGUUGUGCAGUUGUAACUUGCCGGCUGCUAUUUUAAUACCACAUAUAGUGCUCUGUUAACUUGGUACUCGUGCACUGAAUAAUGUUGUAUAUAGUUUCCUAUUUCCCCCCUGGUGAGGCAGUGAUGAUUUCAUAUCCUUUUAGAGUUUGGUACUCUCGCUUUUUUUUCACCGUGCAGACAGAAUAGUGAGUCAUAUCAGUGGUGGUAAGUUAUAUUGGUUUCAAAUUGUUUUCUGUUAUAUAUUUUAGGUCAGAGUCUUUUUGAUACAUAAAAUGUAUGUCCAAGAUCAGAUAUAGUCUUAUAUUGUUAAUGCUAUUUUUUAUAAGCAAUUGUAUAACAGAUAAAAAUAAAUAACACCAUAGGCUUUGUUCACAAGAAUGAAGAAUGUUUAUUUGGCUGGUUAUCAUGGGUAAUGGAGCCUCGCUUGUCUCAUUAUUAUCUGUAAUGAGGACAUGUUAUGCAAAUGAAACAGCCGAGUGUCAGUGCUGAUUCACUCACUUCUAAAGUUUGUAAGAUGUUUAAAGGUUCAAUGUGUAAAAUAUGCCAUAAUUUAAACUUGAAACAUUAAAACAAUGAACUAACAGUA
Messenger RNA from Cottoperca gobio, 1806 nucleotides. It is a transcript of the gene slc50a1, whose product is annotated as solute carrier family 50 member 1. The transcript has 6 exons. Lineage: Eukaryota; Metazoa; Chordata; Actinopteri; Perciformes; Bovichtidae. Bases 156 to 815 code for a protein of 219 amino acids. Gene Ontology annotation, biological process: carbohydrate transport. Gene Ontology annotation, molecular function: sugar transmembrane transporter activity. Gene Ontology annotation, cellular component: membrane. The record is from RefSeq and is a predicted model, not a curated record.